AGUCGACAAGGUCAAUACGACGUGUGGACUGGAACUUGGAAGAAUGUGAUUUCCCGGUAGUUUUAGCAUGAUGCAAUUCGACGGAUAAUGUCUGCUCAAACAUUUGUGAGGUGUAUGCUAGGUCUACUUACACCAAUGCUGUUUGUGUUAUUGCCGUUCCUCCCCCUGGGGAUCUUACUCUUCUACUUCUUGAGGCGGAGAGUCCAGCACCAAGGGAGACUCCAGUUUGGCCACCUGAGGGAGCCAGGCAGUGAUGGACAACAGCCAAUUGUGGUGGGUUUUUUCCAUCCGUACUGUAAUGCCGGAGGUGGUGGCGAGAGGGUUUUAUGGUGUGCUAUUGCUGCUCUGCAAGACAGAUAUUCCUUUGUGAAGUGUGUGGUGUAUACCGGUGACAGUGACAUAAGAGGUGAAGAAAUUAUACAAAAAGCAAAGCAACGCUUCAACAUCAGCAUCACUAAACCUGUGGAAUUUGUGUUCCUGAAAAAGCGCCACCUUGUUGAGGCAUCGACAUACCCCUACUUCACUCUUCUUGGGCAGAGCCUCGGGUCUAUGAUACUUGGAUGGGAAGCUUUAAUGAACUGUGUACCUGAUGUAUACAUUGACUCCAUGGGUUAUGCCUUUACAUUGCCGCUCUUCAAGUAUCUCGGUCUAUGUAAGGUUGGCUGUUAUGUUCACUAUCCCACCAUCAGCACUGAUAUGCUGACCAGGGUGACCCAGCGCACAGCCACGUACAACAACCCAGGUUUUGUUGCCAGAAGUCGUGUCCUUAGUUUCUUGAAGGUGAUCUACUACCAUAUGUUUGCAUACCUAUAUGGAAUUAUGGGCGCACGCAGUGAUGCCGUGAUGGUCAACUCAUCAUGGACAAACGGUCACAUCCAAUGCAUCUGGAAGAUACCAGCUCUAACAAGCAUAGUGUAUCCACCCUGUGAUACAGACGCCUUCCUAAAAAAACCUUUGGUCUCAAAAGCUGGAAAGAAGAAACAGGUGAUUGUUUCCAUAGCUCAGUUCCGUCCUGAGAAAAACCACCCAUUACAAGUAGAAGCAUUCUUUGAGCUCUUAAAACGGCUCCCGAUGGAAGAGAGGCAAAAUUUGAAACUUGAACUCAUUGGGAGCUGUCGGAAUAAAGAUGAUUCAGACCGUGUGGAUGCGUUGCGGGAACUUUGCGAGGACCACAAAAUACGCGCCAAUGUGGACUUUUUGCUGAACAUCUCAUUCGAAGAUCUCAAAGAGCACUUGUCUGCUGCCACCAUUGGGCUACAUACCAUGUGGAAUGAACACUUUGGCAUUGGUGUGGUUGAGUGCAUGGCAGCAGGUACAGUUAUCGUGGCACACAACUCAGGAGGACCAAUGAUGGACAUUGUCAUUGACUCUGAUGGCAAACCCACGGGGUUCCUUGCUGACGAUGUGAUGAGCUACGCUGAUGCCUUUGAAAAGAUCCUUAGAAUGAGUGACGAGGAGCAGAUGGAGAUCCAAAGGAAUGCUAGAGCUUCGGUCGGGCGUUUCUCCGAGGAGGAAUUCAAGAGAGGUUUUAUUGAUGCUACCGAAAUUCUUAUUAAAUAAAGUUAAAUGGUUACAUCAAUCUUGGUGGUUACAUUAUUCAGUCCCCUGACGAUGACUAGAGCAAGCUAGUCGAAACGUUGCGACCAGUUUAAGAACUGACUCCGCGGUAGUGCAG
This is a messenger RNA of Asterias rubens (European starfish), 1675 nucleotides long. Its product is annotated as GDP-Man:Man(3)GlcNAc(2)-PP-Dol alpha-1,2-mannosyltransferase-like. Gene Ontology annotation, molecular function: GDP-Man:Man(3)GlcNAc(2)-PP-Dol alpha-1,2-mannosyltransferase activity. Lineage: Eukaryota; Metazoa; Echinodermata; Asteroidea; Forcipulatida; Asteriidae. Gene Ontology annotation, biological process: protein N-linked glycosylation. Bases 88 to 1560 code for a protein of 490 amino acids. Gene Ontology annotation, cellular component: endoplasmic reticulum membrane. The record is from RefSeq and is a predicted model, not a curated record. The transcript is spliced from 4 exons.